Messenger RNA from Symbiodinium natans, 1113 nucleotides. The record is from the annotation of a GenBank genome assembly. NCBI's taxonomy places the organism in Eukaryota, Dinophyceae, Suessiales, Symbiodiniaceae.
AUGUCAAGCUCGGGCCGGACGCGCCGCUGGCUGCUGGCAUGGGGUGGCCUCGGGGCUGGGGGGCUGGCAUUCUUCCAUGUGCCAAGGGGCCACGUGGCACUUCGAGCGAGAAAGCAUCACGACGAUGCCCCUGUUCUUCAGCAUUUCAUUGCGGACUCUCCGCUUCUGCGAGGAACCAAAGUUGGGGGAGAUGAUGCACCGACUGUCUUCUUGGUAGCCCCGCCCUCGCAGCAGUUGACGAAUUACGUCUUGGAAGACCCCAGCGGCCCCUUUGCCGGGAAGUUCAAGUGGCCGGACAGGCUCUUCGAUGAUGUGGACGGCAAGAACGAGCCUGAUGUGGCAGACCAUGCCCCGGGAUCGUGGAAGAAGUGGAGCUUUCAGUUCUCCAAGCGGGAGCCCUUCAUGCUAAAGGCAGACUGGCACAGCGUGUGCGGGUGGGGCAAGAAGUUUGACAUCUUCGUGCCGCGGAAGAAUGCAGUUGUGCCAGUGCCGCAGGCGCCACCGCGUGUGCUGGCAUUGAUUGAAGCCUUCCGCAAAGUGAACGAAGCUUGCUGGCAAGAGAUCACAUCCGGUCUGCGGGAGCUAAAGGAGCAGAAGCCCGACGACAUACUCAGGUGCCGCCUGUUGAAGAUGCUCUUAGAGGAGUUCGAGGAGCGCGGCUUCUUUGGCGCCAUUGAAGCGCAGGCGGGCCCGGCCCGGAGGAAGGAGAUGCACUGGCACCGCGAUGGCGCGACGGGCCUGCUUCACCUGGGGAUCACCUUGAGUGGGCGACGUCGGCUGCAGCUGCGUGCCCGGAGCGAAGAUGAUUCCUGGACCCAAGAGCUCUGGAUGGAUGCAGGUCACGUGUACUUGUCCUCGCCCUUCCUCUUUGAGCACAGCAUCACUUAUGGUGCGGAAAGCAGUGGCCCGACGCUGGCGUUGAUGUGCCGCUUUGGUUUCCUGGAUGAGGAGGACGCGCUGUGGGUCAACCAUUUCCGCGGUCGAGACAUGCUGGAGGUUGCUGAGCUCAUCAGCGGCUGCCUGCGCAACGCCACCGAUGCUGGGAACCUGCGCAUGCCAACACUAAAGGAGGUGAGUGACAUGGAGAAGGAGGUUGCCAGAGGGCCAAUGUGA